Rosa chinensis is the source of this 852-nucleotide messenger RNA. RefSeq lists its product as uncharacterized. NCBI's taxonomy places the organism in Eukaryota, Viridiplantae, Streptophyta, Magnoliopsida, Rosales, Rosaceae. The record is from RefSeq and is a predicted model, not a curated record. The transcript has a single exon. Bases 1 to 852 code for a protein of 283 amino acids.
AUGGUCACGGGUAGCCAUGAUCGCCUUCUUCAAAGCUUCAUUGAUGCUCUUGCCCGUGGUUUUGACAUCAAAGAUUUGGGGCCACUACACUACUUUCUUAGUGUGCAGGUUCACACCUUCUCUCAUGGGCUUCACCUUAAUCAGGUCAAAUAUGCUCAUGAUCUCCUUUUUAAACAUGAUAUGUUGCUUACCAAGCCGAUGAGUACCCCUAUGUCUGCCAAGGAUGCGCUCACUGCCACUGAUGGUGCGUUACUUGAUAAUCCCACAAACUUCCGGACACUCGUCGGUGCUUUGCAGUACCUCACGAUUACACGUCCGGAUAUAGCUUUUGCGGUCAACUCGGUUUCUCAGUUUAUGAGUCAACCUCGUCUUCCUCAUCUUGUGGCCGUGAAGCGCAUUCUUCGCUAUGUCAAAGGAACACUUGGUCAUGGUUUAUCCUUUGCUCCUCAGCAUCAGCCAAUGCACCUCUCCGCCUACUCUGAUGUGGAUUGGGCAGGCUAUCCUGACUCCCGCUGGUCUACGUCAGAUUUUCUUGUGUAUCUUGGUUCAAAUUUGAUCUCUUGGUGCUCCAAGGAGCAGCCCACGAUUGCCCGCUCGAGUGCCGAGUUGGAAUAUCAUUCUCUUGCUCAUGCCUGCGCUGAAACUACUUGGUUGGGUUAUCUGCUCUAUGAACUUGGUGCUUGCAUUCAGUUUCCCAUCUUAUUGCAUUGUGAUAAUUUUAGUGCUACCUACACGGCGUCCAAUCUUGUGUUUCAUGCUCGAACUAAGCAUAUCGAGCUUGAUUAUCAUUAUGUUCGCGAAAAAGUUGCUCUUGGCAGUCAUCGAGUCUGCUUCAUUCCUUCUGUUGAUUAG